GGGAAGGUGACUGGCCGGUUGCAGGGGCGCCCCGGGAGGACCGCGCGGCUCGGCUUCGCCGGCGGCUCUCGAGCGGGGCGCGUAUCAGUCCCGGGGAGGCGGGCGGAGGCGGAGAGCCAGCAGGAAAGCCAAGAGGGGAAAGUUGCGGAGGCGGAGAUAGAGCACCGCUUCGCCCGUGCCUGGAAGGUGUCGGAGCCUUGGAGGAGAAAAGGGCCAGGAAUUGGCACAGCCGCGGCGCUGCCCUCCCCGCUGCACGCCAGAUCCUGGCUCUGCUGUGUUCUCGGGCUCGGUCUGGUCUUGCAACGGAGGAGGCGAGAGAAGCAGCGGGGAAGAAAGAGGAGGAACUUUCUGGGUGCGUGGAGCUUUUCCCGGGCUCGGCCCAGCCGCCGCAGCAGCAGCAGCAAAAAAGAUGCGGGCUCCCGUUCUCCGAGCGCAGGAUCCAAACCCUUGCUUGGCCCGCGAGUGCUGAUCCCGGAGGGGACGUUUUGCUUCGUGCCGGCGCCCAGAGCCUGCUCCUUCCUCCCUCUUCGCGUUGGAGGCUCUUAAAUCGUGCUGCGUGGAAGAGCCGGCGCUGCGCUCCUUUCCCGCGACACCCAGCGCCGGGCUGCGCCAACUCAAGGUCGGCCCCUGAGAAACUGAGGGAGCUGCCGGUGCUUGAACUGAGCUGCCAUGGUUUAGCGAAGUGCCUCUGGAGGCCUGCUGACCUCGGGGCAAAGAGAUCGGGUCUAGGAGAGAGAAAGGGGGGGGAGAAACAACCAGCCGCGUGGGACUUUUCCUUGACUCAAUCCUCCUUCCCCCAUAAAGAACCUGAACGUUGGUUUGGGUAUCUUCAACUCUGUGCAUGCUCUUGGUCCCCACUUUUUAACAAGGAUACAAAAUGGCGCUGUCAGGAUGGGGAGAGAUGAGGUCUUCACUCUUUAGAGAUGCCUUUUGGACUCUGCUUUUGAUUUGCCAAAUGUUCGUGGGAUUGGGCUCUUGCGUGGAGUGUGGCUCCAGCUGUACGUGUAUCGGUGAUCUUCUGGACUGCAGCAACCGGGGACUAGAAAGAGUUCCUCCAGAACUGCCCACCUGGACAGUUUAUCUAAACCUGAGCCACAACAGACUGACCGAGAUUGAUCCUUCUGCCUUCACAAAGCUGCCAAACCUACGGGACGUGCGACUGAAUAACAAUGAACUGACAGCUAUUCCAUCUCUGGGAGCCGCUUCAUCCCACAUAACUUCCUUGUUCCUGAAUCGCAACAGAAUCCAUGGCAUUGAAGCCAGCCAGCUGGAGCCCUAUGUUUCCCUGGAAACGUUAGACCUCAGCUCAAAUAACAUCACAGAAGUCCGAAGUGGCUGUUUCCCGGUGGGGCUUCACAUAAAGGAUCUCUACUUGGGGAGCAACAGAAUCAGCAUCCUGGAGACCAAGGCUUUUAACAGCUUGUCACGAUCCCUGCUGACGCUUCGCCUGAGUAAAAACAGAAUUGUCCAACUUCCUGUUAAAGCGUUCAAACUGCCCCAUCUAACCCAACUAGAGUUAAACCGGAAUCGUAUUCGUUUGAUAGAAGGCUUGACGUUUCAAGGAUUGGACAGUUUAGAAGUUUUGAAGCUGCAGCGCAACAACAUAAGCAAGUUGACUGAUGGAGCUUUCUGGGGUCUGGCCAAAAUGGAGGUUCUGCAUCUGGAGCACAACGUCCUCACCGAAGUGAACAGUGGUUCCCUAUAUGGCCUGGCUUCCCUUCAGCAAUUUCAUUUGAGUAACAACCUGAUAUCCAGUAUCAGUCCUAUUGGAUGGAGCUUCUGCCAAAAGCUGAACGAAUUGUCCUUGUCAUUUAACAACUUAACCAGGCUGGAUGAAGGGAGUUUAGCAGAUCUGGGAGGCCUACAGAUCCUGCAGCUGAGUCACAAUUCCAUCAACCACAUUGCAGAGGGAGCGUUCAAGGAACUCAAAAGCUUACGUGUUCUGAAUCUGGAUCAUAACGAGAUUUCGGGGACAAUAGAAGACACCAGUGGAGCAUUUACAGGCCUGGAAAACCUAAGCAUGCUGACUCUGUUUGGAAACAAGAUCAAGUCUGUGGCCAAGGAGGCGUUCUCUGGCUUGGAGGCCCUGGAACACCUGAACCUUGGGGAUAAUGCCAUACGGUCUAUUCAAGAGGAUGCCUUUGCAAAGCUGAAGAACCUGAAAGAACUCCGCAUCAACAGCGAGAGCUUCCUCUGUGAUUGUCAGCUCAAGUGGUUGCCACUUUGGUUAACCAAGCAAGAACAACAGCUGUUUGUGGAAGCCACCUGUGCCCACCCAGAAUCAUUAAAGGGCAAAAAUAUUCUUGAAGUGGUACCAGAAAGUUUUGUAUGUGAGGAUUUUCCCAAACCCAAAAUAAUUGUGGAACCAGAAACGACAAUGGCCGUCCUUGGCAAAAACGUUCGCUUUACCUGCUCGGCUGCCAGCAGCAGCAGCUCUCCAAUGACCUUUGCCUGGAAGAAGGACAGUGAGAUUCUGCACCACGCAGAGAUGAAGAACUUUGCACAUGUCCGAGCCAGGGAUGGCGUGGUAAUAGAGUAUACUACCAUUCUGCACUUGCGCCACGUCACUUUUUCCCACGAGGGACGCUAUCAGUGCAUCAUUACCAAUCAUUUUGGCUCUACCUAUUCUCACAAAGCUCAGCUUACUGUUAAUGUGUUGCCAUCUUUCCUCAAAACUCCCCAUGAUAUUGCAGCACGCACAGGGACAACUGCUCGGUUGGAAUGUGCUGCUGGUGGGCACCCCACUCCGCAGAUUGCUUGGCAGAAGGACGGAGGAACAGACUUCCCUGCAGCUCGCGAGCGUCGCAUGCACGUCAUGCCCGACGACGAUGUCUUUUUCAUCACAGAUGUGAAGAUAGACGAUAUGGGCAUGUACAGCUGCACCGCUCAGAAUUCUGCAGGUUCUGUGUCAGCAAACGCUACCCUGACGGUGCUGGAGACUCCAAGUUUGGUUCAUCCAUUGGAAGAUCGUGUUGUAUCUGUUGGUGAAACUGUGGUUCUGCAAUGCAAAGCAACAGGAAGUCCACCUCCACGCAUUAACUGGCUGAAGGGUGACCACUCUCUGACAGUUACUGAAAGGCAUCACUUUACGCCGGGCAACCAGCUGCUUAUUGUCCGGAAUGUUGUGUUGGAAGAUGCUGGGAAAUACACCUGUGAAAUCUCAAAUACAGUUGGAACAGAACGGGCACACAGCCAAGUUAGCGUAUUGCCUUCAUUUGGCUGCCGGAGGGAUGGAACCACGUUUGGGAUCAUUACUAUCGCUGUAGUGUGUAGUAUCGUAUUGACUUCUCUGGUUUGGGUGUGUAUCAUCUAUCAAACCAGAAAGAAGAGUGAAGAAUACAGCGUCACAAACACAGAUGAGACUGUUGUACCACCUGAUGUGCCAAGCUAUCUGUCCUCCCAGGGGACGCUUUCAGAUCAACAAGAAAUGGUUGUGAGAGUGGAAAAUGGCCAACAGCCCAAUGGUCAGAUCCAGAGCAAUGGUGUUUGCCAGAUCAGUAGAGGAAGGGAUCCAGAGGUUGAUGCUCACUCUGUCAUUUAUCGACAGCCAAAGAUAUGCCUAGGCUAUAAUAAAGAGGCUUGGAAAGGAGAAGAUAUUCCUGACAGGAUGCUUCUUACAGACAAGACAGCCUAUAGCUUGCCUGCAGCAUAUACUGACUGCAAUGGAAGUGUGGAUACCACAAGGGUUACUGUUAAUCCCAAGGAUCCAGAUUAUUACUCUCUGGCUGCAGAGGACAUGCCCGCAAAUGCUCCCAGUAGCAAGGAGUCCGAGAACUCCAGCACGAAUAUGGGGAGUAGAAAAUCAGAUGUCAGUGGCUCCAUCUACCCCAGCAAUCAUGACAGGAUGCCAGUAGCUUGCCCAGGCAAGCCAUCUCUAGUGGAUAGCAAAGGUUCUUCACAGCCUUUAGCCAACUCUGAGCCUUAUGACUUUUUAUUGCCUGCUGAAGGCUCGCUGCUGUACCCAAAAGGAAGUGCUGAACUAUCUCAGACAUUACCUGGGGGAGAAGCGAAACCAAGCCUUCUCUCCAACGGGCACUUAACAAGGUCACCCGACUCCCUUCCUGAGUCAAGCCACUGAAACGCUGACAAGGGACCCAGGCGAAUUGCUGUGUGCAAAUUAACAGAACAUACUCCCUCUGUCGAUCCCAUUUAUUUGCACAGAAUUAUCUAGGCUACUUCUACCUCAAAUUCUGAACAGACAGCUCUGCAAAUUAAAGGAGAAGUGACAACACAAUGAGGUAUAAGAAGCAAGCUUGCGUAAGGGAACAGAGCCCUGUUUAUGCGGUGCCCAUUUGUAAAUAGUUUUAAAACUUCCCUGAGAAGGAUCAGUGGCUCCAUGUUGGCUUGCAUACAAAGCACAGAAAUGCAAAAAGUUAGGAUGUAAAGUGAAAGAAGUAUUUGAUAACAAAUGUGUACAUAAGAGUUUUCAUAUAUAUAUAUAUAUAUAUAUAUAUAUAAAUAUAUAUAUAUAUAUUAUAUAUCUUUUCACAGAGGCUGUUUUAUCCCUUGGUGCAUGUUUGACUGAGUGAAAUUAUGUAAUGUUGACAAUACGCAUUGUUUUUUCAUUGCAAGGGUUUUUUCUCUUUAAAUCCUUCUCACCCAUCUCCAAGAUAAAUCGUUCUGGUGUCUUAGUUAAAACUUUGAGGAUGGGACCACAUGCUUUCAACAGAGAAAAUCACACUGAUGAAGCUUCCCUUUCUGUAGUGCCCCACUGUAGGGGUGUGCAAUUUGAGAGAAGUGCUUUACACAGCACACCACUAAGAGCUAAGCAUUUAACCCCCCAAGUGCGUGCAUGCACAGGUAACAUUUCUGUUGGGAGUGCCAACAAGUGAAACGGCUAUAUACUGGGCACGCACACAGACCGAAAGAGCUGUGAAGCACCUCCAAGCAGACUAGGCCGAGUGCGUCACUUGUUCUGGUGUUCUUUGCCAAUCGCCUCUCUCAAAUUGCUGGCAGAGCCCCAUCUAACUGGUUCAUUAGGCUAAAUGUCUUCUCAGAAAUACUGCACUGACAGCACAAUUGCAUGUAUGUUUCUUCGGUAGACUUGCUCCCAUAGGAUUGUGGUGUGGGCUUAAAGAGCAAACUGAACUCUGCUAUUUUAGCAUUGCUGUGCAGAGGUGAGCCAGAUGCCCCAAGAAUAUCUUAAAUAUCUACUUCUUGAAAUGUAACUGAACCAGUGUCCUUUGGCAGAGUUUCUAGUCAGUGUAAAUUGGGCUUGCACUGGAGGAGAGAGUGGCAGUCAGCAGGGUUUUUUAGGACAGCACAUUGAAGCAUCCUAGCUUAUGUUGUGACUUCUGGGAUACAGACAUAUCUAUCCAAUUUCAACCUAAAUUUAGAGGCACCCAGCCUUGUGUCAGAUCACAACCUAUAUUUAUAUUUAAAUAUUAACUAUUCAUUGCACUAGCAGUGAUCCUUGUGGAACAACAUUAAACUGCCAAGCUCUCCUCAAAAAGCAGCAGCAGGAGCAAGAGGAUGAUAGAGGAGACAUCCUCAUGCUCUGGAAUUUUUCUGACAGAAACCUGUUGAUGUUUUCUUUUGGCACCUUAGCACCAUUUAUAGAGAUUUCAAAAUAUAUUGCUAAUAUUGCUUAUGCAGUAACCUCUGACACACUGAAUAAUCCAUUUGCACACGCAGAUCUAAUUUUCUUUUCUCUUUUGAGUCAGACUUCGAAUUCAGGUUCAUAGUUUAGCUGCUCCGAUUGUGAAAGUCCUCUCUGUCGUGGGAGACUUUUGACCUAAGAUCUAGCAAGGAAAGUUAUUCAAAGAGCGAACCACCUUAGGCUACUGUGCUUUAGUGUUUAUACACUGCUUUAAGCUCGGUUAAGCCACCAACAAAAAUGUGAACAUGUACAUGAAAGCUGUUUCUAUAACCUAAGUGUGGAUUUUUUUAAAAAAUUAAUAGAAGUGCUGCCUCUUUUGAUACUUGUGCCUAUGUAGUUCCAAAAAGUCAUUCUCCACCCCACCUGAUCGAUUGUAGCUCAGGCUGACCCAGAGUUGGUGAACAUAGGUUAGGAACGGUCUGAGGGGCAGCAUCAGGUUUUGUCUGUUCUCCUUAUAUUCUUCACCAUGACUUAAAGGCCAGUUUCAGAGAAAUAAAGGCAUAAAACAUGAUUUAGUUUCGGGCAGGAUAUUAGGAGUUCAUAUUAGGGUCAUAAUUUAGGAAUCCCUUCCUUUGUGGGAAGGGCAAAGUGGGCUUAAGCUACUCUAAACACCAGGGAAAGCUUUUUUGUAUGUUCC
Molecule: messenger RNA, 6236 nt
Organism: Candoia aspera
Lineage: Eukaryota; Metazoa; Chordata; Lepidosauria; Squamata; Candoiidae
Gene: LRIG1
Product: leucine rich repeats and immunoglobulin like domains 1
Exons: 19
Coding region: 878-4078 (1066 amino acids)
Molecular function (GO): protein binding
Source: RefSeq, a predicted model, not a curated record